AUGUUUGUAGACGUCACCCACAAUGCACGGAGCUCUCUUCCAGAUAGUGACAGCAAGCCAUGUUCAGAAGACGAUGGGAGGGUGGGGGACGCUUCCGGAUUUCAAUUCGCCUUCUGCCGUUCCUCUCUGAUUGAUCUUCGUCGUCUUGAUGUCCUCGAAAAGGCGUUUUGCCUUCUAAGUUCUCGCCUUCCACCUGUACCGUCCACCGUCGCCUUGCCCAACUCACCGUCCAAGUUUCCGUCUUCCGACGAUACAUCAUCGAGAAUUGAGGUAAUACGAGGUAUGAACAUGUGGCAGUUGCGGCCUGAAUCGAUGCCACAAGCGCAAGUGAGUGUGGCGUCUGCUGCAGCGCGAUCCGAAACCUUCCAGCCCAACCACGACUGGCCCGCACUCGCCUAG
Phytophthora nicotianae INRA-310 is the source of this 399-nucleotide messenger RNA. RefSeq lists its product as hypothetical. The transcript has a single exon. The coding region runs from base 1 to 399 and encodes 132 amino acids. Lineage: Eukaryota; Oomycota; Peronosporomycetes; Peronosporales; Peronosporaceae. The record is from RefSeq and is a predicted model, not a curated record.